Fusarium mangiferae is the source of this 1104-nucleotide messenger RNA. RefSeq lists its product as uncharacterized. Gene Ontology annotation, molecular function: methyltransferase activity. The transcript is spliced from 8 exons. Lineage: Eukaryota; Fungi; Ascomycota; Sordariomycetes; Hypocreales; Nectriaceae. The coding region runs from base 1 to 1104 and encodes 367 amino acids. The record is from RefSeq and is a predicted model, not a curated record.
AUGUCGAACACUCCUACCAAUCCCUGUCCGGCCCCAGCUACCAUCCUAAGUAGCAGCAACACAGAAAUAGUAGACGAUGUCCCUCCAGAGCAUAACAUUUCAGAAGAAAUGGCAGAUCAUGCAGAUUCGGAUCAAGAUGAUCUUGCCAGCAAUGACGCAGACUCUGCGAUCGGAGAAGAUAGGGCCGAUUCUACAGCCUCCAUCACUUCGAGCAUUCUGAGAUAUAGGACGAUUCGAGGACGAACGUAUCAUAGUGAAAGAGGAGAUGCCUUCUACUGGGGGGCCAACGACCAAUCUCAGAAUGAUGCAAUGGACGUCGUCCAUCAUAUGUGGACGCUUGCACAAAACGGCAAGUUGUUUCAAGCCCCAAUUUCCGACGACAUCCAGACAGCACUCGACGUUGGUUGUGGAACUGGAAUAUGGGCCAUUGAUUUUGCCGACGAAUUUCCAGGUUGCGAAGUGACUGGUACGGAUAUUUCGCCAAUUCAGCCAUCAUUUGUACCGCCCAACUUGAAAUUCGAGAUAGAUGAUUGCACUCUGGAAUGGACAUUUCCGCCAAACACCUUUGAUUAUAUUCAUAUUCGCUACCUUGUUGGAUGCAUCCCUGAUUGGGACGAGCUAUUCCGACAGGCUUGGAAGGCUCUGAAGCCAGGUGGCUUUUUGGAAAGCUUUGAGGCUUCACCAAGCAUAGAGAGCGAUGACGACACGGUCUUACCCGACUCAGCUAUGGCUCAGUGGGGAGGCAUCUUUAUAAAGGCUGCAGAAACGGUAGGCAGAUCCUUUACUGUUAUUGAGGAUGGAACCCAGAAGAGUGCUAUGGAAGCCGCCGGAUUUCAAGACAUUCAGGAAUGGAAUUUCAAGUGCCCCUUGAAUCGCUGGCCAAAAGACCCUGCUUUGAAAGAAAUCGGAGGGUUUGCACAAUACUUCAGCACCCAAGAUUCUGAAGGAUUUUUGACCUUGAUGGCUGAUAUGGCUGGAUGGUCAGCCGAAGAGUUCCACGUUUUUAUCGCCAAAUUCCGUCGUGAAAUUCGCGACGUGAAUCAUCAUGCAUACUCUAGGAUGAAAGCGGUUUGGGGCCGCAAGCCACUGUCUGCAGAUAGUUGA